AUGGCCCGGGCUUCCUUCUGGCUUGCGGAUCGUUAUUCUGCGUCGGCGGCAUGCUCGCAGGUCGGUAUAUUUCAGAAUCUCAACCCAACUUUUGAAACGGACGAGUUAACAACCGGUAACAAGCGUGUGUUGUGUCGCCAUCCCGCUCUCCCCUCCCUUCCAGACUCCCCGCUGUUAUUACAGGAUCGGGGCUGUUUCCUCUACCGGGAUCACUAUUAUGAUUAUGUGGCCGAGGAGCUGCCCUGGGCACGAGCAGAGAGGUGGUGCCGCCAGAGAUUUGGAUUCCUGGCUGCAGUCAGCACAGCAGAAGAUAACCAGAAAAUGACCAGCAUCAUGCAGGCGAUGAGGGUGACGAAAGCCUUAUGGAUUGGUGCUAAAAUCAAGGAGGGAGGCCCUGGUACUUUUGGUUCACACAUUCUGACCUUUUCCGGCCGAACUGACACCAAAUAUGCCAAGCUUCUGAAGCAGUUCCCUCAGUUGCAUUCGGUCACCGUUUGCGCUCAAGUGCAGUUUGAUUCAAAUUAUGUGGGAGUUUCCACGGUCUUCUCCUAUUCAGUGCCUUCAUUUAUCAACGAGUUCCAGCUCCGCGCGAACAUUGUCCAGGGGCAGCACAUUCAGCUUGCGCUGCUCGUCCAUGGUGUGCACAGCCCUUACUCACAGGCGGUUGACAAUAAUGGUCGCUGGCACCAUCUCUGUGUGAGGUGGGCCCGCCAGGGCGGGGAUUGGGCCAUCGCAGCCGAUGGGGCUGUCAUUUCAUCCGGGGAGCAGCUUUACGUCUCAGAUGACAUCGGAGCGGGCGGUGUGUUCAUCAUUGGCCAAGAGCAAGACACCUUUGGGGGAUCGUUUAAGAAGGAUGAAUCUUUCGUCGGGAAUAUUACCCAGCUCCACAUUUGGGACCGUGUAUUGAACGCUGAUGAGAUUCGAGCUUUAGUGGAAGAUUGUUUGGUCAUUUCGCUGGGAUUGUUCUUCCAAUGGAAUAUUUCCAGCUUUGAAAUUGAAACAUCGUUGCAGGUCCAUGAGGGAUUUUCACAAUGUAAAGAUAUAUAUGAACAAAUGCAAAACUUGUCUUCUCUUCCACCCUCUCCAUUUUUCCUUCAAGUUAAAGCAAAUUCCAUUCGUGUUUCAAUCGCAGAUUAUUUGCUGCUGAACCAAAGCGAUUACCCAGAAAAUGUGUCUGUUGCAAACUACAUCACCAGCUUGUUGUGUGAAGCUGCAGAUCAAAGCCACGCUAAACUCACCUCUACUGACUUGCUUGCGUUGACGAGAUUUCUCAGAAAUGUUGCUGAACUGGAUUUUGAAAGUGAAGCGAGUAAUUCCAAAACAAUUUUGAGCUUGGCAACUAACUACAUUAAAUUGGCAAGCAAAAUCAUAGAUGUCAAGUAUUCCUUGGAAUGGCUCUUGAUAUCCGAGGUGAUCCGUGGACCCUAUGUUAUCAUUCACAGUGUUGAUACACUUGCUGAGAAACUGUCUGAUAUUUUAUUUUCUAUUGGACCAAGUAUUGUCCUGUCAACAGAAAAUAUAGACAUGCAGUUCAAAGUAAGCCGGUUAUCCAGUUUGGGAAGUGAUCUUGUUUACAAACCUAAAUGUCUCUCUGCCCGGAAUCGAGCGGAUGAAAUUCAGGUUCCUGACUCGGAGAUGUCCCGGCUUCUCUCUUCUGGGUACAGUGAAUUGAUAUUUAUAAAUGCUUACUAUCGGAGUGUGGAGCAUCAUUUGGCACCUCAUAACCUCGAUUCUGUAUUACUAGCUGGGAGAUCAGACAAACGUUUGCAGAUAAAUCAACUUCAAACAGCUGUUAUCUCUUCAACUGUACGUGAUCCAGUCAGAGCAAGAAACAUCCCCACUGCUGUACAGUACUCUCUCUCACACAGGCCCGUGGUUGGAUAUUCAAAAGUGGCCAUCCCAGCUUGUGUGUUUUGGAACUUCAGUCUUCUAGAUGGACAGUAUGCGGGAUGGUCAAACCAAGGUUGCCAAGUGAUCCAGUUUGAGUCUGAGAUCACAAUCUGCUUCUGUAACCACACAACCAACUUCGCUGUGUUAAUGCAAUUCACAGAAGUACAGUGGGGUUUGGCGACGGAGGUAAUCUUAAACAAGUUGACAUUCAUUGGAUCUGGAGCCUCACUGUGUGCCCUUGUGGUUACCUUGACCCUUUUCACGGUGCUGGAUAUUCCAAAAUCUGACCGAACCUCCAUUCACAAGAACCUGUUUGUAGCUCUGAUUGCAGCCCAGGUGAUACUACUGAGCAGUGACUCAGCAACAAAUAGUGAGGCUGCCUGUACUGCUGUGACUGCCCUUCUGCACUUGUUCUUCAUGGCUGCUUUUGCAUGGAUGAUGGUGGAGGGACUGCUCCUCUGGAGUAAAGUGGUUACUGUCAAUUUAAGUGAAGAACGGAGAAUGAAGUAUUACUAUCUAAUAGGCUGGGGUCUCCCUGUCCUAAUAGUGACCAUCACACUGGCAGCAGCACAUGACAAGUACAUUUCAGACAGACACUGUUGGUUGAAUGUUCACAAUGGAGUGAUUUGGGCCUUUGUUGGGCCAGUUAUCUUCAUCAUUAUGGUGAACAUGUUUGUGCUCACACGUGUUGUACUGAUCACUAUGUCAACUGCCAAGCGCCGGGCCACCAUGCUUGCUGUUAACAGCAGCCCCAUCGAGCAAGCCUACGAUCAGAUUAGGGCUGCCGUGAAAGCUGUGCUGGUGCUUUUGCCCAUUCUCGGCCUCACAUGGCUCUCUGGUGUCCUGGUUCCACUCUCUGUUGUCAUGGCGUACAUCUUUGUGAUACUCAAUUCCCUGCAGAUAAGGAGUACAAUCAAAAGACUAAAAGAAAGAAGAAGAGCUCUGAACUUUUCAAAUUGUGCCACUUCCCGACCAUCAAGCUCUUUGACCAGCUCCAGACCUGCUAGUUCACCUGUGACAGGGUCGGAGAGCCUUGCUAAAGAUGAUGGGUUACAGGUUACAGAUGGACUCAACCUGCAAGGCAUUUGCAAAAUGUCCUUCUAUGACAACAGUGUUGUAUAUGAAAAUCCAGCUGCUGCGAAUGAGAGGUGCUGCAUGCCUCACUGUCUGGAGAAAUGUGUGCAGCCUUCAACUGCGGGCUGUGAAACUGGUGACUCUUCUGAGGCUGGUGAACCUGUUUUUGCACCUCGUGUUCCUAAUGGAGGUUAUUCCACUAAGUGCCCUACGCCUUGCAGCUCCAGACAGUAG
This is a messenger RNA of Hemiscyllium ocellatum (epaulette shark), 3198 nucleotides long. Its product is annotated as adhesion G-protein coupled receptor D2. The coding region runs from base 1 to 3198 and encodes 1065 amino acids. Lineage: Eukaryota; Metazoa; Chordata; Chondrichthyes; Orectolobiformes; Hemiscylliidae. Gene Ontology annotation, cellular component: membrane. Gene Ontology annotation, biological process: adenylate cyclase-activating G protein-coupled receptor signaling pathway; cell surface receptor signaling pathway. The transcript is spliced from 20 exons. The record is from RefSeq and is a predicted model, not a curated record. Gene Ontology annotation, molecular function: G protein-coupled receptor activity.